Molecule: messenger RNA, 2399 nt
Organism: Chara braunii
Lineage: Eukaryota; Viridiplantae; Streptophyta; Charophyceae; Charales; Characeae
Source: the annotation of a GenBank genome assembly
GGGAGGGUGCGAUCAAGGUCAGAGAGGAUGGCGAGAAGGCGACGCAGUGCAGCAACAUGGAGGGUGAGUCGUUCCUGACGAGCCUGGAGCAUGCUCAAGUCCAGCCUGCUGAGAUAAACUACACUGCUGAUGAACGUGAGGUUCUCGCAGUAGUUUAUGCCGUUCGGCACCGGCGUCACUACCUGCACGGGGCACCGUUCACGGUGCGUACGAACAACUCUGUUGUCCAGGCUUUUCUAACAAAACCGAAGUUCACUCCUCGACAGGCUCGUUGGUGGCGCGACCUAUCCGAGUUUAGUUUCACCACUGAGCACAUCAAGGGUGAGACUAAUCGGGUCGCAGGUGCCUUAUCCCGACGCCCAGACCACGACCAGGAGCAGAUCCAGCUCUCUUCCAUCUCGGUCACCACCGUCUACCACUCGGUGAUCGACGAGUUUCGCACUCAGUACCGCCACUGCCCCAACUAUCACGACAUCCACGCGACCCUUCGGAGUGGCAAGACCGUCUCGAACUACUCUUUCUGGGACAACGGUCUCGUGUACUGGCACGAUUCACAGGGCACCAGAGAGCCUCAUAUUUGUGUUCCCUCCACUGGACAGCUACAUGUCCGAGCAGUAGCGGAGUUCCAUGACCAGGCAGCCGCCGGUCAUAUGGGCUUCCAUAAGACGUUGGCUCGUGUGAGCCGCCUGUACGUAUGGCCGAAGUGCAAGGACUUUGUGAAGGACUACGUCGCAGAGUGUCCCACCUGUCAGGAGGUGAACAGUGCGAAUCACCUUCCUUAUGGUUUGAUCCAGCCUCUUCCUAUCCCUGAGGGUCGUUGGCAGUCCAUCUCAAUGGACUUUAUCGGUCCCCUUCGUCCUUCGACCCCUCGCGGUCAUGAUGCUAUCCUGGUCGUCGUCGAAUGCUUUACGAAGCGUGCAUACUUUGUUCCGUGCCGCUAUGCCAUCAGUGCCCGUGAGGUCGCCGACAUCGUAUUUGACCUAGUCGUGCGUGACCACGACUUACCUAUGAGCAUCAUAUAUGACUGUGACCCGCGCUUUACCAGCCUAUUCUGGCGACGGUUCCACGAGGUGUACGACACUCAGCUCCGCUUCUCCUCAUCUUACCAUCCUCAGACUGAUGGUCAGACCGAGAUCACGAACACGACUCUCAGAGAUAUUCUCCGAAAGAUUGUUCGUGACGAUCAGCAGUGGGAUCUUCAUCUUGCCCAAGUGGAGAUAGCCUACAACCACGCCGUCUCGCCAGCCACGGGGAUGUCGCCUUACUAUUGCGACCUCGGCUAUCACCCUCGUGUUCCUGCAGACUUCCUCCGACCGUCACAGAUGCACCCCGACACGAGUUGUCCCGCGCUGGAUGAUUGGGUUGCACACAUGACAUUGAUCAUGAAGAUCGCACAUGAGCACAUAGUCGCUUCCGAGACCCGCAUGGCAGCACGUGCGAACCGAUCGAGGAUGGAUCACCCAUUCAAAGUCAGUGAUGAUGUGCUUAUCGACGCCCGCCACUUACAGCUCAAAGCGGACAUGCUUCGCAAGUUUCGGCGUCGCUUCUUUGGACCAUGCCGCAUCCUCCAGGCCGUCGGUUCUGAUAUGGCAUCUAGCCCGGUCAGCUUCGGUGUGAAGCUGCCCGACUACCUGCGCCAGGCUCGUGUGCACGAUGUCUACCACGUCUCAUUACUGCGUCCUUACCGGAGACCGUCUGAGCGUUUCGUCGGACGACCAUACGAGCGCCCUCCACCCAUCAUGGUGGACGGCCACGAGGAGUUCCUCGUUUUAGACAUCAUUGGUCGCCGAGUCACCGACGACAACCCUCCCCACGUCGAGUAUCUCGUACGUUGGAAGGGUUAUCCUGAUGAGGAGGCUACCCGGGAGCCCCUUGAGCACUUGCAGCACGCUCGCAUGUUGGUGCGUGCCUAUGACCGUGCUCGUCGUGCUGGGUUCACCGCUCCUCCUCAGCCCGCUGACCCUCCUCCUUCUCCCCCGGCUGAGGAGACCGCUGAAGUCAAGCCUGCUCCAUCUGAGGCAGACCUUCAGCAGCAUCCGGAUGCUUCCACAACGCACUCGUUGUCGUCCUGCUCAAUACGACGAUUGACUCUGACUUAUCUUCCCACGUCUUUGACUUCUCCGUACUCCAUCCACUCCAGUUUUGCUACUUCAGCUCGUCGACGUUGCGGCUCUUCCUCGACGGCAUUCCGGACUUCUCAUUGCGGACGUUAUCGGCAGCUUCACGGACUUCGUCACGAUCAGCUCUGCCUGCUUCAGAGGCCGUCACUCUCUUACCACUUUACCCUGUACAGUACCCUUGUUGUGUCGCAUAAUGGUCUCCCUUUAGUCGGGUUCCUCUGAGUUGGGCUCUCCAUUGGUAUACGCAUAGGCAUCGGGACCGUAGCGUUGCCCUGGCUU